UCUGUGGCCCCGCCCAGCCGCUACGUCACUGUCAUUCACUCGAGGUGGUCCCUCUGAGGACCAGGAGGACGCAGUGUGCAUCAGACUACCAUUUGUUGACAUACAGGUGUGGGAAUGAAUCAAUCUAUGACAGUGGAUUUGGACUUCUCUACAAAAGCAUGACCGAGUUCCUUCAUUACAUGGUUUUGAUGGGAUUGUUCUGGUCUUCCCCGGGGGCCUUCAGACUGUUGAGCCAUGACCUGGACGACUCCUGCACAGAGGACGAGUACCUGCACGGCAAGAUCUGCUGUCUGAACUGUCCAGCUGGUUACCACAUGACAUCCCCGUGCACCUCAGCGGGACAGAGGGGGAAGUGUGAGGAGUGUGUAGAUGGAACAUACACUGAGUUCUCAAACGGAUUGCAGCACUGUUUCAAGUGCACGCAGUGUCGCUCAGAUCAGUCAGUCCUCAGGCCAUGCACCAUGAAACAAAACACUGAGUGUGAGUGCAAAUCAGGACGAUACUGUGCUCCUGACCAAGCAUGUGAGGUGUGCAAGACGUGCUCAAGGUGUCAAAAAGACGAGAAAAUAAUGAGGAACUGCAAUUCAACCGCCAACACAGAGUGCAAGAAAACCCAGCUCAGUCCUGGCUUCUCCUCAGGAAAGACAGCAGCGAUUGUGUUCACCAUGCUUCUUGCUGCUGGGUUACUGACUGUAUUUGUCAUGUUGGUGAGGAGAUGGAGAACAAGAGGCUCUCUGAGAAAUGUAUCUGUCAUGCUGAAAGAUGGACAGCAUUGCAGUGACAGCAGUCUCACUGAGGAGAGGGGAGACACAGACACUCCCAGGUCCAGCUGCACAGGUCUGAUCCUACCUGGGCAACUGGCAGAUAAAGAAUUCCCCAGGCUUGUUCCCAUGAAUGGUGAAGAGUCUCUGAGGAAAUGCUUUGAGUAUUUUGAAGAAAUAGAUGUUGACUACCAUAAGAGAUUCUUCCGCCACCUUGGGUUAGCUGACAAUGUGAUCAAGAGCAAAGAGCACCUUCACUACGAGGACAAGAUCCACGAGCUGCUGAGUGUUUGGAUUGAGAAAGAGGGCCGAGAAGGAAACUUAAACCACCUGCUCACAGCUUUACUUGUUAGCAAUCAAAGGCGAACAGCUGAGCAGAUUAAAGAGAAAGCUGUUCACAAUGGUCAUUACCUCUAUGAGUAUUAA
Messenger RNA from Notolabrus celidotus (New Zealand spotty), 1187 nucleotides. RefSeq names its product tumor necrosis factor receptor superfamily member 10B-like. The transcript has 10 exons. The record is from RefSeq and is a predicted model, not a curated record. Gene Ontology annotation, biological process: TRAIL-activated apoptotic signaling pathway; positive regulation of apoptotic process. Gene Ontology annotation, molecular function: protein binding. The coding region runs from base 159 to 1187 and encodes 342 amino acids. Gene Ontology annotation, cellular component: plasma membrane; cell surface. Lineage: Eukaryota; Metazoa; Chordata; Actinopteri; Labriformes; Labridae.